This is a messenger RNA of Arctia plantaginis, 1005 nucleotides long. The record is from the annotation of a GenBank genome assembly. NCBI's taxonomy places the organism in Eukaryota, Metazoa, Arthropoda, Insecta, Lepidoptera, Erebidae.
AUGUACUGGAACUUAUAUAUAAUCUUCAUGACUCUCAUUAUCGACUGGGACAACCACACAACGACGGAAUCUAUAAAUUUUUUGAAAGUAUGGAAGAAAAAGAAAUUUAAGGAUACAAAAUGUCUGGCCACGGAGGAUGAAACAGAUAACAGUUACCUGGACAUCGGUGAGGAUAUGAAUGUGCCCGAUGACUUCACCCAGAGUGAACUUCAAACAGGAAAGUGGUGGAGACAUUUGUUAGCCGGAGGCAUUGCAGGCGCAGUUAGUCGGACUUGCACAGCACCCUUAGAUAGAUUAAAAGUAUUUUUACAGGUAAACCAAAAUAGAGAGAACAUGAGGAAAUGUUUGAAUAAAAUGAUUGGUGAGGGUGGAAUUACUGGAAUGUGGAGAGGAAAACGGUAUAAAUGUUAUAAAAAUAGCUCCAGAAUCCGCCCUCAAGUUCGCCGCCUACGAACAAGAGCUACGGCUGGGGCGAUCAGUCAAACUGUCAUCUACCCCUUGGAGGUGCUCAAGACGCGGUUAGCGCUUAGGAAAACAGGUCAAUACAGUGGUAUUGCAGAUGCGGCUAAAAAAAUAUAUGCCAGGGAAGGAUUAAAUGUUUCUAUAAGGGUUACAUUCCAAAUAUUUUGGGGAAUCGUGCCGUACGCUGGAAUCGACCUAGCGGUGUACGAGACUCUAAAGAAGAAGUACAUCAGUACGUACCAGGCGCACAACGAACAGCCUGGCAUGUUGCUGCUGUUGGCGUUGGGGAGUACCUCGUGCACGCUUGGGCAGGUGUGCUCGUACCCUCUGGCGCUGAUUCGUACUCGAUUGCAAGCUCAAGAGACUACUGCGAAAGGCGUCGAGGGCACAUUGAGGAGCACCGUCCGCGACAUAAUCCAGCGGGAGGGCUUCCGCGGACUGUACGCGGCAUCACGCCCAACUCUCAUCAAGGUGAUCCCUGCGGUGUCCAUCUCGUACGUGGUGUACGAGUAUGCGAGCCGGUCGCUCGGCGUUCAACCAUGA